Arabidopsis lyrata subsp. lyrata is the source of this 2274-nucleotide messenger RNA. RefSeq lists its product as uncharacterized. The coding region runs from base 451 to 1761 and encodes 436 amino acids. The record is from RefSeq and is a predicted model, not a curated record. The transcript has a single exon. Lineage: Eukaryota; Viridiplantae; Streptophyta; Magnoliopsida; Brassicales; Brassicaceae.
CCACAUGGAACCUUCUUGCCGAAACCAAAGUGUCGCUCCUCUUUUCUUGGCGAUUUACUAAAAUGCCCCUUUCAUGACUCGCUCAAUGCUUAUAUAUAUUCUCCGCUUCUCUGUUUCGGUGUUUCCUCCAUUCCUCUCGCUCACUUGAUCUCCCGAAAAGUCACAGAAACUCAAAAGAUUUGUAUUCUUUCGUUUGAUUUGAAAGUCUCAAGCUUCUACCUUUUUCUUUCACAAGCUUCUCUGUUUCUCCGGCGCUUUCUCUCUCAGUUUUUCUCGGGAAAGUGACGAGAAACAGAGCAUCUCCUUUUUUCUUCAACUCAUCUGAGAGUUUAUUUGAUAAUGAGUCCGGCUUGCGUUUGUUGCUUUCUUCUCUUCCUCUACAUCGUCUACCUCAUCGUUACCUUCAUUGACUUCUUCUUUAUCAACAAACCCCGUGUAUUUCGCGCCUAAAUGGAAGAAGAACAUCAAGAUCUCCAUAAACCCAUCUAUGGAGCUCUGCGAAACCUCAAGAUUACUCAUUCACGUAAAGAAACAGAAGAAUCUAUGAACCUACAGCGAGAUUUUACUUGUUACUACGGUCUAAGGGAAAACCCGAAGAAGAAAAUCCAGGAGUCUCCGGAACCAAUGAAGAAGAUCUUGUUUCGAUGCGAAGAAUGUGGAAAAGGGUUUCGGUACGAGAAAUGUUUUUCGAAUCAUAAGGCGGUGAUGCAUUUAUCGACGAACCAGAAGGUUUGUGAAGAAUCCGUGAUGAGUCUAUGUCGUAGCCUAAGUUUUGUGAGGAAGAAGAAAAGAUCGAGACUUGUUAGGUACAAGAAGACUUCAUUUUCUUGUUCGUUUACUACGUUUCAUGAACCGCGUUCUGUUGUUGCUGCGAAUGAUGAAGAAUUAGAAGUGGCGGAUUGUUUGAUUCUAUUGUCCGAGAGUACUCCCAAGUUUGUAGACGGACUAAAACUUCUUGCUGAGGCAGUACAUAUUACUCAUGAAACACCUAAAAGUAGCUAUGAUUUGGGUUGUUUGCGUAACAAGAAACCGCGAAAUAGUAGUGAAUUUGAAUAUGGGUUUUUCAGUAAUGAGCAAAGAUUUAUGGAAGAAGGGUUUAGUAGUUUUGGAACAUCGAAAGAACCAGCUAGCUUCUUGAGAGAUGAUAACAGAUUGGAUCAACAGAAACGGAGAAAAGCUGGUGAAUUUGAAUCUGAGUUUUUGAGUAAUGAGCAAAGAAUGCUAAAAGAAGAGAUUACUACUCCUGUUACAUUCAAAGGUCCAGCAAGUUUCUUGGGACGCAAGUGUGUUUUGGAUCAGCACAAGCUGCGAAAUGGAGGUGGAUUUGGUUCUGAGUUUCUGAGUAAUGAGCAAAAACUGAUGGGAGGGGCAUGGAAAGAACCAGAGAGUUUCUUGGUAACAAAGAUUGAAUUGGAACAGCGGAAACUGCGAAAAGCUGGUGACUUUGAAACUGGGUACUACAGAACUGAGCUUGGAGUAGGAGCUAUGGAGUGUUCUGAUUCAGAUUCUGAGAUGAUCACUGAAUCUGAUAAGAAGAACGUUGAGCAUCAAUGCAGGUUGUGCAACAAGAUAUUCUCUUCAUAUCAAGCUCUAGGAGGUCAUCAGACGAUUCAUCGGAUGAGCAAAUGUAAGUUCAAGAAGAAUUGCAGAGAGGAAUCAGUAGAACCUGAGGAUGAAUCUAUGAGAAGCUCAGUGACGAAGAGAAGAAGACACACAAGUGUAGCAUCCGUUCAAGGAAUUUCAGCUCGGUUCAUGCUUUAGAUGGUCACAUGAAGUCUCACGGCAAGAGACAGCAACUUCAAACAGAGGAUAACAUGUUAGUGUUGGAGUCGAGUUUUACUAAAACUCUGUUUCUCGAAUAGGAUUUGGUAGUCAACUUUGAGAUUUUUUUGGCUCUGUUAUUUUAGAUGAGAAAAAAACAUUAGUUGGUGUAAAAAGAGAAUGAUAUUUUUGUUUUACUUUCUUGUUUCUAGAAAUGUCUUGAGUUCUUUUUUUUUCAUCAGAAAUGUCUUCAGUUUCUGAAUCGAAGUUGUACAUAAUUUGAUAGUCAAGUUUGAGACUUUUUGCUCUGUUUUUUUUUCUAAAGUUGUUUUAGCAACUUUUCCUCUCAAUUGCAUCUUUUGUUUCUUUGGGAUUAACUCGUCGGAUUUGAUUCCGGUUCGAGUCAAUUUUUGUUGAUUUGAAAAGUCACAAUGGAAUGUGUCGGUCGGUCUAUGGUAUUUCAACAAAACUUUUGAGCAUAUAAAUGAAAUUAAAUAACUACUUUUCCUGACC